Messenger RNA from Austrofundulus limnaeus, 1340 nucleotides. It is a transcript of the gene mogat3a, whose product is annotated as monoacylglycerol O-acyltransferase 3a. Gene Ontology annotation, cellular component: endoplasmic reticulum membrane. Gene Ontology annotation, molecular function: diacylglycerol O-acyltransferase activity. The record is from RefSeq and is a predicted model, not a curated record. NCBI's taxonomy places the organism in Eukaryota, Metazoa, Chordata, Actinopteri, Cyprinodontiformes, Rivulidae. Gene Ontology annotation, biological process: triglyceride biosynthetic process.
AUUGUUCCUGAUGAAGUGAAGGGAGGAGAUGAAAACACGAGAUAAGAUAUAAAACACAAACAAACAAACAAACAAACAAACAAACAAACAAACAAACAAACAACUCCAACCGGACUUCCAGGCGGAGGCACCGGGAUCUCGCUGCGCCUCAAGCCGCCCUUAGGAGCUCCAACGCCGGCAUGAAGAUCGAGUUCGCCCCGCUGAACAUCCCGCUGAGGAGGAGGCUGCAGACCGCCGCGGUGCUGCAGUGGGUCUUCUCCUUCCUGGUUCUGGGUCUGGUGUCCAGCAGUAAGUCCAGUCUGUCCUACCUGGUCAGUCGUCCUGAAGGAGGGAACGUGGCCGUGAUCGCAGUGGGCGGAGCUCCAGAGGCUCUGGAAGCUCGACCCGGAGCACUGACCCUGCAAGUGAAACACAGGAAGGGUUUCAUCAAACUGGCCCUCAAACAUGGAGCCCAGCUGGUUCCGGUCUUUUCCUUUGGAGAAAACGAGCUCUUCGAUCAGAUGGAGAAUCCAGUCGGCUCUCCUCUGAGGAGGCUGCAGAACCGCCUGCAGAGCAUCAUGGGAAUCGCCCUCCCUCUGUUCCACGCCAGAGGAGUUUUCCAGUACAGCUUCGGUCUGAUGCCCUACAGGAAGCCAAUCCACACCGUCGUUGGGAAGCCCAUCUCGGUGUCUCAGAACCCCUGUCCCAGUUCUGAGGACAUCGAGCGUCUCCACAGCGUCUACCUGCAGGGACUGACGGAGCUCUUUGAGCAGCACAAGAACUCGUACGGARUGGGUCAGCACCAGCACCUCACCUUCAUAUGACCACAUGUUCUGGUCCAAAGACCCGCCUCAGAACUCCACAACACCUGACCUCUGUGAACACACCCUGUGACCCUGUUCCUGCGCUCUGAUUGGCCGAUUCAGACUCGACCUGAAGACCAACACCAGGCUGAUGAACUGAAACACAUCCACGGUUCUUCCACAGGAAGAGGGACCGAGCCGGACCAGAACCUCCUGCAGGUCUCAGCUGUAAUCAARGUGACUGAGCAGCAGGGGGCGCCACAACCAAAGAUUUCAGAAGUGUUCUGGUGGUCCCACCUGGACCACAAUCUGAGUCUGGGUUCAGUUUCUGAGGAUCUGAACUGGUGUUUCUGAUGUUUACAUGUUUCAGGAAAAAUCAACACGUUACUGAUAAUAAAACACGCCUUUCACAAUAAAACAUCUUAAUAAUUAAACAAUAAUAAUAAUUAAACAAUAAUAAUAAUUAAACAAUAAUAAUAAUUAAAGCUGUAUAAAACAUAGGAAUGAUGAAAAUUGUCUUUACUAAGAAAAUAAAAACUUUUGAGUUCAUGGAUCUGA